Messenger RNA from Tetranychus urticae (two-spotted spider mite), 2564 nucleotides. RefSeq lists its product as uncharacterized. NCBI's taxonomy places the organism in Eukaryota, Metazoa, Arthropoda, Arachnida, Trombidiformes, Tetranychidae. The record is from RefSeq and is a predicted model, not a curated record.
UUGAAGAGCGUGAUUCUUUAAAUUCACUCUGACCGUUCUUCUGACAGUUGCUUCUUCCUUUUUAUUUUUCAUUCUGUUUCAUUUUCCUUUUACUUUAUUUAAUUUCAUUGUUUAAUUAUUUUUAUUUUAACCUUAAUUAUUAUCUUAAAGUUUGUCUUUCAACUCUCAAAUAUCUGGUAAUUCUGUCACCAUGUUUCAAAACAACUGACAACCCAAUUCUGGUCAACAGUCUUCUGUGCAUCUCUUCAUUUUUUUCAAAUAUCAUUUCGAUAAGCAAAUCAUGUUGCUUACAACCAAAAGAUGAUCAUCUUGUUUUUCAUAUUAAUUUACUCUGCUACACAUUUUAACGUAAUUAAUGGAUUGGUGGUAACAGAAAUUUCUUUCCUUUCAUCAAAUGGUAGAAAUGAUUACGUUCUCACCGGUGAAGGAUUCACUAUUACAUGCUCUUACCUGUUGGGGAAAGAAAAUGAAAUACUAAAGUCAAUUGAAAUCUUGCAGAAUGGACUUCAGGUUUACGAGUUUAACUUUGAAACCAAUGAAACCCGAAUCGAUGGUUUACUUAAAGGUGCUGUUGAUUUAACCAAAUCUUCAUCCAGUCACAUUUAUGUUAAAAAUGCAACCAUUGCUAUGCAUGGUAAUUAUACCUGUAAAGUUAAAAGUCAAAUUUCCUGUCGCUCCCAAUCCUCCAAUUUGAUCGUGAUUAAUGAUGCCUGUAAAGAUAGUGAUUGGUCUUUUCGCACUAACAUGAUUCAUUGCCUUGAAAUAAUUGAGCUUGAGUGUUCCGGAAUGUUUCCAAAGCCUUCACCCUCUUGUGGUGUUUAUGAGCAAACCACAGGUCAACUCAUCACUGCUGAACCAUUUACCAAAAUAAAACUCCAACCUGAUGGUACUUAUGACCUUUCAAUGUCCCAUCGAUACAUUGCCGAAGAUUAUCGUGAUAGAAAGGGUUCAUUCCUGUUUCGCUGUAUCCUGUCCGUUAUUGGAACAAGUUGGACUCGAGUGAUUAACAGUAAACUAUUCAGUCGUCGUGAUUGCCCCGAACCAUCCACAAUUGCCAAUGGUUUUUAUACAGUUAGCCAAAGAAAGUCCUGUUGGGAUACUCCAACUGAAGGAUCAAUUGCCACUUAUUCAUGUUCAUCUAAUUACACUUUAUCUGGUGAUGGGAUUUUAGUUUGUGUCGAUGGAACCUGGAGACAGGUUUAUGGACAUCAUCAGAAUCUUUCUGAAAAUGAUAUUAAUCUAACUAAAUUACAAUUUUUACCUGUUUCAGACACACAAUUACCAACCUGUAAUAUAUCAUCAAUAUCUUCACUGGCCGUCAGCUUAAUCAUUUUAGUCACCAUAAUUCAUCUUAAUCAUCUAUUAUAACCUUACGUAGACCUUAAUCAUAUUGGAAAAUAUAUACAACUUAAUUUUAACCCAAAAACGUUUUUUAAUGUUGAUCCAUAAUGCCUAAUUAUUGUUUAUUGUAAAUAAUAAUAUGGACUCGAUUGAAUCCAUGGAUCAGCCGGAUCGUGCAAUUAUCUUCAUCCUGAUCAUCCCAAUCAAAUUGGCAUCUUGAGUUGCCUCGUUGGAAUCCUAUUUAUUUUCUGGUACCAAAAUGUUGACCAAGUUCACAUCAAAGAUAUCAUCCAAACCAGAAUUUUCAUCUUCAUUCUGUCCUCAACUAAAUUUGAUUUAUAAGUAUCAAAAUUAUAGACAAAUUAUUUAAAUCUCAAAAAUACAGAUAAACGCCAAUUCAACAGGUUUGUUACUCGAAUAGCUCAAGAAAUGUUUCAGCCAGCAUUGAUUCCUAUUAUCAAUUGUUUUGUCCAACAUUUUUCAUGUCCUUUUUUCAUAAAUACCAGAAAAUCUUUGGUUAUUUUUGAGCUUUCAUUGUAAACUGUUUUCCUCGGUUGAAACAUUUAUGCUCCAAGAAGAUCAUUCAAGCCAGAAUCAAUGUUCAAGAUGAAACAGUUCUGUAACUAUUCGAGAAACAAUUCAGUUAAAUUUACGAUUAACUCUGUAUAUCUAUAUCAUAAGGUAACAAAUAAUAUAUUAAUUACAUGCUAACAAUUUUAAAUUAUCAAUUCUAGAGCUACUAUAAAAUAUCGUAUUUGACUCACCAGAUGAAGCAAAGAGUAACAAUCUAAUCAAUGAUUUGGUUAAUUUACUGAAUUCAAUUUUUAAUAUGAUAGACAAUUUAUUUUUCAUGCUUAAUCUUAAAUCUUAUCCAAUUGUUUUCAACUAAAUUGUGAUUCUUAAACUGCCCUUAAACUCAAAUUGAUUAUCUUAUGUCAUGUUUUUUUCUCGUUAUUAAUGUAUUUGGCCAACAGCUGCUGAUCCAUUUUAAAUCUAGAUAUUUUAAUAAUUUUUAAUAUUUAACCGAUUCUAAUUUCAACCAUUGAUUUAGUUAUCACUGACUUGAAUAUUGAAAUGAUUUGUCAUGAUUUUGUUGAAAAUGUUCAAUUUUAACAUGGAUACAGCUGAUUAGCUUUGGAUUUAAUUUGUUUAUAAUUGACUAUUUGCUUCUUCAAACUUGUGCUUUGACUUUAACAAUUAAUGAAUAAAAUCAAUGAAAAUUU